Molecule: messenger RNA, 2486 nt
Organism: Plodia interpunctella (Indianmeal moth)
Lineage: Eukaryota; Metazoa; Arthropoda; Insecta; Lepidoptera; Pyralidae
Exons: 2
Coding region: 79-1602 (507 amino acids)
Source: RefSeq, a predicted model, not a curated record
GCUCAGCGCUGCGUUGAGUGUGCACGUACAUCGGGUCUGUUAUCGUUUUUGUGGCGUAAUAUAAAACUACCUUCAGCUAUGGAAAAUAAUAGUGACGGCGACAUACAAUUGAAUAGAAGUUUGGAAGUUCAAGAAAAAACGAGCAGGCAGGAAAGUGAUGUUGUUGAAGAGAUAGAAUGGGAUGACUCAAACUUCAGGAAUACUGAGAAAAGGAAGACUAGGGAAGAUGAAAGUAAUAGUGAGGAAGGUUUCCAAACUGUUACCCGCAGAAAGAGGGCAGCGAAGCGUUUACUGAGGAGUAACUCCCACAAGGGCCAAGUUGAACCAUCAAGAGGAGAAUCGCAAUAUAUUGAAAGAUAUGAAGUAUGUAUUACUUCUUUGGAGAUUUUACCUAAGCAAAUGGCUAUGGCAAAGUUGCUGAGAGGUGAGAAUAUUUCAAAUAUUUUGAGAAUAAAAUAUAAAAGCCCCUAUAAGGUUCUCAUUCAAGUAGAAGACGAAGAGACGGCAGAAAAACUGUUAGGUUGUCAAAAAAUACUUAAUAUGGGAUGUAGAUGUCAGAUGACUACGGAAACCAGUUUUUGUUAUGGUAUUGUGAAAAAUGUUGAUUUAGAUAUGACAGAAAAAGAUUUAGUGGAUGUUGUAGAAUCUUCAGCAGAAGUUGUCUCAAUUAAACGUUUAAAUCGCAUUGACGCAGAUGGAAAAUGGGUACCGAGUGAAACAAUAAGACUAUGUUUUAAAGGAACCAUUUUACCCCCAUAUAUAACAGCAUAUGGAUGUAGAUUCAAGGUUGAUACCUAUAUAUUCCCUGUAACUCAAUGUUCCGGGUGCUGGAAAUUUGGACAUGUAGUCAAGUUCUGUCCCACGAAGAAAAUUGUUUGCCCUAAAUGUGGAGAGAACCAUGAAAAUUGUGAAAUUAAAGAAUUUUCAUGUGCCAAUUGUAAAGGUUCCCACUUGGCCCUAGACAAAAUAUGCCCCAUUUACCAAAAAGAGAAAUUGAUUCGCUCUAUUAUGAGUAAGAAUAAUACCACGUAUAGAAAGGCAUUACUUAUUUAUAAAGAAGAGAUGGCGGAGAAAGAAGAGUCGGAGUCUGAGAUCAUAAACUGGGAAAUGGAACCGACCCCUGCACAAGCAACUGGUAUGGACACCAGCGCCUCACAGCCUGCCUCUGUCCCAAUUUCCGGUACUUCUCAAAAUACUUAUAGCAAUGUUGUAGGGGCUAAAACAAUGGUCCAGCAAACGCGACUAGAUAGUGAAGAAACUCCUGCCUCAUAUAAUAAGAAGAAAAACGACAAAAAGAAUAAAAAAAAGGAAGAAACGAAGGGAAAUCUUUGCAACACGGAAAAAUGUUCUAUGGAAUUCGAGGAAGUCGAAAUGGGUAAUAAUAAAAAACAGGAAUCACAACGAGCAACUCAGCAAGAAAGAAGAUCAAAGUUUAGAAUAAUUUUUGAACGUUUUAAAGAUAUAUUAUUGUCUAAUGUUUCGGUGGGAGAAAAAAUUUUUUUGUUGCUUCAGUUGAUUGUUGAACAAUGUAAAGUUGUUUUAAAGGAUAUGUUUACCGAUGGAGAGAUGUUAGGCAAAAUUUUUAAACUUUUUAAUGGAUAGACCUAUUAAAAAUUUUACUAUUAAUAUAUUACAGUGGAAUGCACAAAGCCUCAGACCCAAAUUGGCAAGUUUUGAAACAUUAUUGCAACAAGAAAAAAUACACAUAGCCAUUUUGAGUGAAACAUGGUUAGAGCCUGAAGCCUGUUUGAAGAUCCACGGAUAUAAUAUUUACAGAAGGGAUCGGCCUGAUACCUAUGGAGGAGUUGCCAUCAUAGUUCACAAAUCGAUUUCAGUACAGUCAUAAGGAUUUCAGUUGUUGUGAGGAUGAAAUUCAAGCCGCUUUGGAUGUAACCGUAUCUCUUUUAAAUGAUUUGGGAUUGGAGCUAUCUUCAAGUAAGACAAAACUAUGUGUAUUCAGUAGAGGUCGUAGGCAGCUGGUACCCAAUGUUAAAAUAAAUUCGGUGACAUUAUCUUCCAGCGAGUGUAUAAAAUAUUUGGGACUAUGGUUGGACAAAAAACUACUGUGGAGCAAGCAUAUCAAUGAAGUAAGCGAAAAAUGUUUAAAAUUUUUGAACAUUUUAAAAGUACUAACAGGGUCAUCUUGGGGAGUACAUCCUAAUCAUAUGCGAAAAUUAUAUUUAUCACUUAUUAGAAGCAGACUGGACUAUGGAAGUGGCUUGUUUGGAAAUAGUGCUCAAACACAUUUAAAAAAAUUAGACAAGGUUCAAAAUCAGGCUUUAAGAAUCAUAGGAGGUUUCCUUAAGAGCACGCCCAUACAUGUGAUGGAGAGUGAAUUAAGUAUACCUCCCCUGUAUAUAAGAAGAGUUCAGUUGACAUACAAACAUUGUUUGAAAUUUCAAUCAAUUUCAGAAAACGAAAGUGUAAACCUUCUUGAUAAGUUAAGUACUCUGUGUCAAUUUAAAUACUGGAAGAAAAAAAAGAAA